Exophiala bonariae is the source of this 1311-nucleotide messenger RNA. RefSeq lists its product as uncharacterized. The coding region runs from base 1 to 1311 and encodes 436 amino acids. NCBI's taxonomy places the organism in Eukaryota, Fungi, Ascomycota, Eurotiomycetes, Chaetothyriales, Herpotrichiellaceae. Gene Ontology annotation, molecular function: hydrolase activity, acting on carbon-nitrogen (but not peptide) bonds. The record is from RefSeq and is a predicted model, not a curated record. The transcript has 2 exons.
AUGGCUCCAACUAUCAUUCACUCUGUCUUGCUCUUUGAUGGUACUUCUGUACACCAUGAUGCUACUGUCUCCUUUGAUUCAUCGACUGGGUUGAUCAUCUCGGUCUCCAAAGAGAAGUCGGGCUUUCCACAAGGUGCCACAGUGAUUGAUGGCAAUGGUCAUACUCUUCUGCCUGGCUUGAUAGAGUCACACAUGCAUGUGCAUGGUCUGCACCUACCAGAGGGUUCGGACGAGAACGACAUACUUCGGAGUCCUUUGAGGAGCGGUGUAACCACGGUCUGUGAUAUGCACUCAGAUCUCGGAGCUGUCAAUAAAUGGCGAGACCGCGUCGCAGAAGAACUGAAACAAGCAAAGGCCGGAAGCACCAGUGUUUCUCUAUCGGAUUUGAAGACCGCCCUUCUUGGUGCAACGAUCGCUGGCGGGUGGCCUGGUCCGAUUGUACUGGGUCCGAAUCCGACAGACGAGUUAAAAGCAUAUGUGAGCACGUGGCCCACACUAACCGAAGAAAAUGCCGCCGAGUUCGUCAAGAAGCACAAGGCUGAGGGAGCCGACUACAUUAAAUUGAUGCAGGAGAACUGUUGCUCAUUGGCCCUCCCGACAGACUCGAUCCCAUCAGCUACCCUCGAGCUACAGACUGCUGUCGUGAAGGCAGCUCACGCCGAGAGCCUACCAGUCGUCGGACAUGCCACCAGUCUGGGUUCAACCGAGAUUGUCCUCAACGCCGGAGCAGAUGGCUUGACCCACACUUUCAUCGACCAAGCACCACCCCAGAGCAUCAUUGAUCUGUACAAGAAGACCAAUGCAUUCGUGAUUCCAACCUUGGUAGUCUUGAGUAGUUUGACCGGAGAGUUCCAAGAAGACCGAGAUCGGUUCGCUGACAUCGCCUUUAAACGUGGUGUGGUCGAUCAAGGCACCAGACAAAACAUGAUUGAAUCCCUCAGUCUCAAAGCACCCGAGGCCAAAAUGGAGUAUGCCUUUGAAACCAUCAGAAAGCUGAAACAGGAGGGCAUCGAUGUCGUUGCAGGUACGGACGCGGUUGCAGGUCUCAAAGGAACGGGUAUCGGACCCAGUCUGUGGCAUGAGCUUGAAUGGUAUGUCAAGAAGUGCGGGUUUAGCAUUCCGGAGGCAUUGACGUCUGCCACGGCCACCCCAGCACGGCGAUUCGGUUUUGGCGAUCGCGGUGUUGUGGCUGAGGGUAAGAGAGCAGAUCUCGUGUUGGUCAAGGGUAACGUGACCGAGAAGCUGCAGAGUCUAUGGGAAGGCGAAGGGAUUGUCGGAGUAUGGAAGCAAGGAUUCAAGGCUUCGGGUUGA